AUGAGCAAGAAAUAUAUCAGUAUCUAUCGAACAGGAGACGAGUACGCCACGGUUGAACACAACGGCGACAAAAUCAGAGACAUCACAUGGAACACGGGAGAGGAGCCGUUCGACCUCACGGAUGACGAUAUUCGCAAGGUGGUGGAUUUUCGGAUAGAGUUCGAUAAGGUGAAGCGCGAGGUACUCGCCUACACCGCCGCUGGAAGAACAGGCAUUGUACGCUGCAAACGAAAUGCCGCAAAACGCGAAGAACUGGCGCAAACCAUACACGAUAUAUCUGAAACGUGCGAACUGAUUAAAACGCUCGGUUCACAAAUCCACACAGACGCGAGGGAUGAAAACGAGAAUACGCGCGCAGAUACGGUAGAGGAAAUUCCUUGCGACGGCGAGCCGCGUUUCAUUGGUCUUUCAAGGCAGGGGCAACUCAUCUUCUUCUGCUUCAAGAGAGAACACAACACGACAAAGGGCGAACUGUUCUACGCUUUCCCUAACAGGGGCGAGGAUAUACUUGGCAGAAAAUGCAGCGAAGUUCUUGGCAAACUGCCAGAGAACGGCAUGAAAAACGAAAUACGCCAGCACAUCAGAAAACUUUGCGAGUACGACGGGCUUGAAAUACUCGCCACGGAAAGAAUUGACGAAAACGAGUUCAUUGACAAGGUUCUGAACAACAUAGACUUCUUUAUCAUACUCUACGAUUUGGCAAACCUUGAACUGGCACGCCGGAACAUAAGAACCGCGAAAGGGGAUUGGUGGCAACAGACGAGCAAAGGCGCAGCGUUCAGGAAGCGUUUUUCAAAGUUGGACGCUGAUGAAAGGCGCACAACUCUCUCUUUCCUUACGGGUAGGCUUAUGCAGGACGACGCCGAGUGCAACGAGGAAUGGGAAGAAUGGAUUUCCAGCGAAGAAGUGGCAAUUGUUGAUGAAAUCACAACAAAACUUCCAAAGAUGCUGCGGGUAAUCGACCACGCGCUGUGGGCUUCCUUGUCAAAUGACGACAACGAGGACACAAACGCGCCAGAGAAUACCAGAAAACGCGCAUUGGAAGAUGCCACGGCUGGUAUCUUUGCAAGUGCAGACAGUGAAGAAUACGAAAAAAUGCUCGCUGCCAUCGGGCGUUUCCCAGAAAUAGGCGACAUGCUUGCGGAACGCCACGAGAUAAUGAUAAGGGUGGCGCAAACAACCGCACGCGCUCGCGCACUUGAAAGAAAAGUGAAAGCGUGGAUUGAUAACAAGAAGCCAUAA
Cylicocyclus nassatus is the source of this 1242-nucleotide messenger RNA. The record is from the annotation of a GenBank genome assembly. NCBI's taxonomy places the organism in Eukaryota, Metazoa, Nematoda, Chromadorea, Rhabditida, Strongylidae.